Molecule: messenger RNA, 786 nt
Organism: Haliotis rufescens (red abalone)
Lineage: Eukaryota; Metazoa; Mollusca; Gastropoda; Lepetellida; Haliotidae
Exons: 1
Coding region: 1-786 (261 amino acids)
Source: RefSeq, a predicted model, not a curated record
AUGCAACGGCUUGACGAGUUCUGCACAUGGACUGUCCACGUUGACUGUGUUCCUCUCAAGACACCAUCGGGAGAGACGCCGAUCCAUAUACACGACAUCGUGGUUGAUAAGUAUGUAUCAAAAACCCUCAAGCAGACGGGAGCGUGGGAACCUGUAAACAUCAAUCUCGUUCUGUCAGAAUUAAAAAAAGACCCUGAACUUGGCUUCAUGGAUCUAGGAUCUCAUGUUGGCGCCUUCUCUCUGUCUGUGGCCAAGUUCGGGAGGAAGGUGGUAUCUGUGGAUCCGCUCAUAGAGAAUGUCCAGAGACUGUGUAAGUCUAUUCAGAAAGGUGGCUUCACAGACAGGAUGACCAUCUUAUUCAAUCCCCUUGGAGCAAACCACUCCUUCGUGAAUUUCAAGCCUGAUGUUGGCAACGUUGGAGGGACAAGCGUUGUGGCAUCGUCUGGGUCUCCUUCUAAAUCCCCCUGUGAGGAAUCAGCUGACUCGUAUACUAUCACUCUAGAUGAUACAUUACCCUACCUGCCAUUCAAGAAGGCCGUAUUAAAAAUGGACAUACAAGAGUAUGAAUAUUUUGUUCUCAGCGGUUCAAAAAGGUUUUUCAAAGAGAUAGAAGUUCCUGCAAUUAUGAUGGAAUGGGUACUUAUGAAAACAGACAUUAAUGGGAAAAACCUGGUAGAUUUGUUAUUAGGAUUGCAGUAUUCUGCAUAUGCACCAAGUAUCGGGGGUCAGAAAUUAGACCCAAAUCAGUACAAAAGCUGGCCAUAUGACGUAAUAUGGAAGAAGUAG